CGGAGGUAAUUCUCCUUCCCACAGCAAGGGAAUUUCCCACCCUCUGCCCCACAGUACUCUCUGCUCAGGUAGCCAGAAGAUGCCCCCCUCCAGCCAGUACCCCUGCCCCAUGCCCCACAGCACCCCAUGUGGCUGCUCUGUGUGUCUCAUCACUCAGCCAGGCACAAGAGCAGCCUCACGUUCGUCACUAUCUACAGCGUCCUGUCAAACUCCCUGGACAAGCUGACGGGCGGGAAGCUGAGACAGAGAAAGAGCCAGGAAGAUGCCAAGACACAGCUGUCUUCGAAGCCCUCCAAGCGGGUCACCAUCUCGGGCGUGGUGGAGCAGCCAGGCCAGGGCAGCCAGGAGACCAGCUCCGUGGCACCCUCAGCUAUUGAGAGCACCGGGGUGCAGGGACCGGCUGGCUCCGGGGCAGCUCCGCAGCGGGAGAGCAGCCCACUGCCCAAGGCGCAGUCUGGGAGAUCAAGAGCUGCCAUGGUUCCCAGCCCCCCUGAGCGAUCCAGAGCCUCCGUGGGCGUGGGGCGCUCAACAGCAGCCACAGCCUCCGUGGGCGUGGGGCAUUCGGUGGUAGCCACAGCGUCGGCAGCAACAGGUCCUUCCAGGCUGGGCAGUGCCCAGCCCUUGGGGAUGGAUGGAGAGAAGGACCCAGGCAGGAGAUCCAGGGAGCUGAGUGCGGAGAGGAGCCGAGCCCAACAGGGCCACGCCAGCCCCUCCACGGAGCAGGGUAGGUCCCAUUCCUGGAGCCCCAUGGGGAGGCCAAGCCAACCAAGGUCCAGCGCCAUGUCUGGAGAUUCUGGAGCAGCCAGGCUUUCAGAGCGAUCCAGAGUCUCAGUGGCUGCUGGCCCUUCGGAGAGAUCCAGAAUCUCAGUGGCUGCUGGCCCUUCGGAGAUGGCCACGGUGUCGGUAGCCGUAGGUCCAUCCGAGCUGGAGCCAUGGAACAGCACCCGGCUCUCAGGGAGGGACCAGCUGAGCCUGCCAGGCAGGGGAUCUGGAGACCGCAGCAAGGCGGGGAGCCAGACUGGAAGUCAAAUCAGCUCCCCGAGCUCCAUGAGGAACGCUGGGACCCCCGGUGCCGUGGCUGCCCUAGGGAUGGAGGAUGACGACGUAUCUAGAGAGACAUCCAAGAAGUCCAGAGCCUCUGUGGUUCUAAGCUCUCCAGAAAGAUCGAAACCUGUGGCUCUAGGUUCUGCGGAAAAAUCUAGAGCGUCGGUAGCUCCAGGUUCUCCAAAGCGAUUCAAAGUCUCAGUGGCUGCUGGCCCAUCAGAAAGAUCCAGAGCAUCCGUGGCCGCUGGCCCUUCGGAGAUGGCUACGGUGUCGGUGGCCGUGGGACGGUCUGAGCCAGGGUCUCUCAGCAGUGCCUGGACCCCAGGGACAGAUGCUCAGAGGGCUCCCAAUGCGGGGAGGAGCCGACUCAGCUCCCCAUGCUCCGGGGCUCCUCUGGGGACGGAGGCCGGCCACGCAUCCCCAGGCAGUGCCACCCUGGGGAGAUCCGGGGAGCAGAGCCGAAGCCAGGCCAGGGAGGAAGGAGGGGCCCGUUCCCAGAGUCUCUCGAGCCAGGCGCCCCAUGUGAGAGCUGCAGUCUCGGGGCCCAGCAGUACCCGGCCCUCGGAGCUGGACAGACAGGGGGAGCUGGGCUGGAGAUCCAGCCGACCCAGUGCAACAAGGAGCCAGAGCAAAGGCCGGAAGAGAGACAAGCAGGACCCCUCUGUUGGGCACCCUGCCACCAAAGGCGGCAGUGAGCGGGCUGCAGACAGAAUGAAAUCCCAGUAGAGGUCAGGUCGGACGCAGCCCGAGCUGGAGGGGAGGAUUCAUCGCUGGGCCCCGGGAAUCUCUCAGGGACAGGAUGGCUGGAGGGCCCAGGCCAGGGACACGGGGCAGAGAACAGCUAGGACGCCCCACAGCGGCCGGCCGGCCAGGG
Molecule: messenger RNA, 1918 nt
Organism: Dermochelys coriacea (leatherback sea turtle)
Lineage: Eukaryota; Metazoa; Chordata; Testudines; Dermochelyidae
Product: collagen alpha-1(I) chain-like
Exons: 4
Coding region: 127-1770 (547 amino acids)
Source: RefSeq, a predicted model, not a curated record